ACUCAAACCAAAAUCACACACUAAAACACACAAAACUUUCACACAAUUCAUCAAAAUUUCAUCAAGCUUUCAAAUGUAAAGGGAACAAAAAAAAAGGGAAAAAACCCCAUUUGCCCUUUCAUAUGACCCACACCCAAAGAUCCACUGCCCUCCAUCAAGACAGCGUCAUGAGUGCCGGCGAAGGCGGCGUCGGUCACGGCGGAGGGCCCUGUGGCGCGUGCAAGUUUUUGAGGAGAAAGUGUGUGAAAGGAUGCAUUUUCGCCCCCUAUUUCGACUCUGAUCAAGGCGCCGCCCACUUCGCCGCUGUGCAUAAGGUGUUUGGAGCUAGCAAUGCCUCUAAGCUCCUCCACCGCAUCCCACCUCCCAAACGUCUCGACGCUUGCGUUACGCUUUGUUACGAAGCUCUCGCUAGGGUUCGAGACCCUGUCUAUGGUUGCGUUUCUCAAAUUUUCUCCCUCCAACAACAGGUAGUGAAUUUGCAGGCAGAGCUAGCAUACAUUCAGGCUAAACUUUCCACCUUGCAGCGGCUAUUUCCACCAGCGCUACAAACCCCAUCACCGACCACUUGCAACACUCCGCUACCAGAAGCAAUCCCGGACUCGGACAUGGGUUUGCUUUCCAAUGUUCCAAUGAUCCUUGACCCCCUACAAACCCAGCUAGGUUGUAACGAAAUGACAAAUAGCUUUCUGAACCCAGUUGAUUAUCAAGAUCAGAUGGGUGAAGAUGGUGAUCUUCAAUCUUUGGCUCGAGAAUUCGUCUCGAGGUACUUGCCUGGAGUACGAAUGCGACCUCCAUGCUCACAGAUUUAAAUCUCUCCCAACUCUUUUGUGACAUCGACUUUCAUCCAAGGCUCCUUUUCUUUCUUUAUUUUGGGUUAUUAGUCUUUGGAUCGGAGAUAGAACUGUAUGGUCAAUAUAUAUUUGGUUCUGAAAUUUUGGUGAAUAUUAUUAUAUAUAUAUUGAUCUUUCUUUUGGUCUGAA
Messenger RNA from Cucumis melo (muskmelon), 980 nucleotides. RefSeq names its product LOB domain-containing protein 19. The coding region runs from base 123 to 809 and encodes 228 amino acids. Gene Ontology annotation, cellular component: nucleus. The record is from RefSeq and is a predicted model, not a curated record. Gene Ontology annotation, biological process: positive regulation of DNA-templated transcription; hormone-mediated signaling pathway. The transcript is spliced from 2 exons. Lineage: Eukaryota; Viridiplantae; Streptophyta; Magnoliopsida; Cucurbitales; Cucurbitaceae.